AUGAGGACAGUGAAUGACCAAAGCGGCUGCUACAGGCCCGUAAAUAUCCAGGGAAACAAAGUCAGCUACCGCGGCUCCUGUCGGGAGAGCCCGGAAAAGGAGGUGAAAAGGCUGCAGAAGAGAUUUCUGCACAAGGAUGGCAGCUGCAACGUCUACUUCAAGCACAUCUUCGGGGAGUGGGAGAGCUACGUGGUGGACAUUUUCACCACGCUGGUGGACAUCAAGUGGCGCCACAUGUUUGUGAUUUUCUCCCUGUCCUACGUGCUCUCGUGGCUGUUCUUCGGCCUGGUGUUCUGGCUGAUUGCCAUCCAGCACGGGGACCUGUUCAGCGACGAGGAGGUCACCCCGUGUGUGGCAAACGUGCACAGCUUCACGGGAGCCUUCCUGUUCUCCCUGGAGACCCAGACCACCAUCGGGUACGGGUACCGCUGCGUGACCGAGGAGUGCUCGCUCGCCAUCCUCAUGGUGAUCCUGCAGUCGGUGCUGAGCUGCGUCAUCGACACCUUCAUCAUCGGAGCGGCCUUGGCCAAGAUGGCCACGGCCCGCAAGAGGGCCCAGACCAUCCGUUUCAGCUACUACGCCGUGGUUGGGCUGAGGGAUGACAAAUUCUGCCUGAUGUGGCGCAUCGGGGACUUCCGGCCCAACCACAUGGUGGAGGGCUCGGUGCGCGCGCAGCUGCUGCGCUACAGGGAGGACAAGGAGGGGAGGAUGACCAUGGAGUACCGCGACCUAAAGCUGCUCAAUGACCAGAUCAUACUGGUCACGCCAGUCACCGUCGUCCACGAGAUCGACAGCGACAGCCCCUUGUACGGCCUGGACCGCAAAGCUCUGGCCAAGGACAACUUUGAGAUCUUGGUGACGUUUGUCUACACGGGUGACUCCACGGGGACCUCCCACCAGUCGCGCAGCUCCUACGUCCCCAGAGAGAUCCUGUGGGGCCACAGGUUCAACGAUGUGCUGCACGUCAAGAAGAAGUACUACAAGGUGGACUGCUUGCAGUUUGAGGAGACCACGGAGGUGUACGCCCCUCACUGCAGCGCCAUGCAGCUGGAGCAGAAGGAGCAGGAGUGGAACCGCGCCGAGAAGACGCGGGAGAAACAAGCGGAGAAGUCAGCCCUGGAAAUCAAGUACAACCAAAAGCCCCUCAGCGCUGUUGCCCUCGUCACCAGUUGUGAGGAUCCUGAAGAGCCAGUGACAACUUCCAGCCAGCCUCCUGGAGAGGAUUCCUACAGGAAAGCAGCUGUGACCUUAAGCAGGCUCUCCAUAGAAUCCCAAAUCUGACUUUUCCUGCCUUUGAAACGCCUCCCAACAAAUUGUCCCCUCGUAGCUCCUCGAUUGCAAACAAUGAACUCGUGUGCAGCAGUAUUUAUGUCCCAGACCUCGCUGACAGCGUGGCCACACUGUCACACGCUGUCACACGCUGUCACACGCUGUCACACUCUGUCACAUGCUGUCACACCCUGCUGGGCUGCCAGGGACAGCU
Messenger RNA from Vidua chalybeata, 1483 nucleotides. RefSeq names its product potassium inwardly rectifying channel subfamily J member 16 (gene KCNJ16). Bases 1 to 1281 code for a protein of 426 amino acids. The transcript has a single exon. Gene Ontology annotation, molecular function: inward rectifier potassium channel activity. Gene Ontology annotation, biological process: potassium ion import across plasma membrane; regulation of monoatomic ion transmembrane transport. Gene Ontology annotation, cellular component: plasma membrane. The record is from RefSeq and is a predicted model, not a curated record. NCBI's taxonomy places the organism in Eukaryota, Metazoa, Chordata, Aves, Passeriformes, Viduidae.